Messenger RNA from Peromyscus leucopus (white-footed mouse), 1166 nucleotides. RefSeq names its product proline-serine-threonine phosphatase interacting protein 2 (gene Pstpip2). Gene Ontology annotation, biological process: actin filament polymerization. Gene Ontology annotation, molecular function: actin filament binding. The record is from RefSeq and is a predicted model, not a curated record. Bases 151 to 1155 code for a protein of 334 amino acids. Gene Ontology annotation, cellular component: cytoplasm; actin filament; plasma membrane. The transcript is spliced from 14 exons. Lineage: Eukaryota; Metazoa; Chordata; Mammalia; Rodentia; Cricetidae.
GACCCGGGGCGGCUUCCCGGAGCGACAGUGGAACUCCGAAGUUGCGCCGGACCUUGGCCCUGACAGUCGGAGCUCCCGGCGCGAUCCCUCCCGCUGUCCUUCGCCGCCGCCGCCACCCGCUGCCCUCCGCGUCCAGCCCUCUGCGCCAGCAUGACGGGCUCGCUGUUCAAGGCAAACUUCUGGAGCACGGACAUCCUCAGCACUGUCGGCUACGACAGCAUCAUCCAGCAUCUCAACAAUGGCCGCAAGAACUGCAAGGAAUUUGAAGAGUUUUUAAAAGAACGGGCAUCAAUUGAAGAGAAAUAUGGCAAAGAUCUGCUGAGUCUCUCCAGGAAGAAGCCAUGUGGACAGUCCGAGAUCAAUACCUUGAAGAGAGCCCUCGAGGUCUUCAAGCAGCAAGUAGACAAUGUGGCCCAGUGUCACAUCCAGCUUGCGCAUACUCUGAGAGAAGAGGCCAGGAAGAUGGAGGAAUUCAGGGAAAAGCAAAAGCUGCAGCGGAAAAAGACAGAAACUAUAAUGGAUGCUGCCCACAAACAAAAGAACUCUCAAUUCAAGAAAACCAUGGAUGCCAAGAAGAAUUAUGAGCAGAAGUGUCGGGACAAGGAUGAGGCGGAGCAGGCUGUCCACCGCAGUGCCAAUGUGGCCAACCCAAGGCAGCAGGAAAAGCUUUUUGUGAAACUGGCAACUUCAAAGACUGCAGUAGAGGAUUCAGAUAAAUCCUACAUGCUGCACAUCAACAUGCUGGAGAAGAUCCGGGAAGACUGGCAGAGUGAGCACGUAAAGGCCUGUGAGGUGUUUGAGGCUCAAGAAUGCGAGCGCAUCAACUUCUUCCGGAACGCAUUGUGGUUACAUGUCAAUCAGCUGUCCCAGCAAUGCGUCACAAAUGAUGAAAUGUAUGAACAAGUCCGUAAGAGUCUAGAAAUGUGCAGCAUUGAAAAGGACAUCCAGUAUUUUGUGAACCAGCGUAAAACUGGACAGACCCCACCAGCACCCAUCAUGUAUGAGAAUUUCUACUCUCCUCAGCGGAAUGCGGCCCCACCCGGAAAGACCACGGGGCCCAGUGUAGCAAGGAGAGGACCUCUCCCAGUUCCUAAACGUUUACCAGAUGACCCUGAUUAUUCCUUGGUUGAGGACUACACUUUGCUCUAUCAGUAGCACUCAUGGUG